This is a messenger RNA of Exophiala xenobiotica, 1467 nucleotides long. RefSeq lists its product as uncharacterized. NCBI's taxonomy places the organism in Eukaryota, Fungi, Ascomycota, Eurotiomycetes, Chaetothyriales, Herpotrichiellaceae. The record is from RefSeq and is a predicted model, not a curated record. The transcript has 2 exons. The coding region runs from base 507 to 1328 and encodes 273 amino acids.
CCUCCUUUCAAGUUCUCCCUUCUUAACCGCCCUUCGUCUCUCUUCUAACACCCUCAUCUCUCAUAACUUGACUUCAUUCUUGCAAAGUUCGAUCGCUCAAGCUUUGAUGUUGAGCUGAGGUAUCGACCUUGCACGACCAACUACAUCUGCCUCGUCUUUCAAAAACCCUCUCUACCCCGCUUCUCUCCUAUCUGUCUGCCUUGACCGUAUCUUUUCACAAACCCGCAGCUCUCCGCUACCGGGCUACUUCAGGACCGGACCUGUCUUCUUUGAACCGGACAUCCAGGACAGUUGGCCCUUUGUUCUGGACUCUUGGACCUCUGGAACUCUCCUUGAACACCGGAUCCGGACACUGGACCAUCGGAGCUUCUAUAGCAAUUGUGUGUUUUAGUUAGUACAAUACGAUUUUGAGGCCUAAAUCACGAAUUUUUGCUUCUUCCUCUUCCUGGUUGUCGUUACUGCAAGGAUCUCUAACAGCUGGUGUGGUCAAUCUAAAGUCUUGAGUCAUGGCCUCAGCGUUUCACCGAUGCCAGUAUUGUGGCUGCGAGACGGAUCUCUCUGGCAAUAUGGCAGUGUUUGAGGAAAAUCCACACUGCAGACAGUGCGGACUAUCGGCUUCGGAGAGCGACAUCAAAAUGCAGGACGACUUGAUCAACAUGAUGACGAGAAACCUUCAGCUCGAUCCUAUUCAACACCACAAUGGUAUGUCGAUGCCGCCGACCCCUCAAGUCGCCCCACAGUCACCACCGAUCACAUACAUAACCCAGCAUUAUCACCACUCUGCACAUCAGGUACAGUCUCACGAUCUCCCUGCUUCCUCAGUACUUGAAGAGGCCGGAAUCAAUGCUUCGGCUUUGUUUCCAUCACAGUUGUUACUGUUCAAGAAUGCAGAUCUCGAGCAGAGAUCGAGAUUGAUAGAACUCUGGCGAAUAGCGCCUCCGACCUACGGACAUCAACUGCACCCCGAUGACCUGGGGAAUUGGCCACAGACGAGCAUGGAAAGAGAAGAAGAGGCUGCAAGAUAUCGUCUUCAAAUGGCAGGACAAGAGAGGUUGAAGAACUUAUGUGCUUUGCCAGGCUACCAGAAUCGAACUGCUGAGCCUUAUAUGGCUUCUGGUUACGGCAACAACGCUUUGGAUGGAAUCGCAGAUGCCAAUGGGACAGAGUACAAACAGUCGAAUGAUCCAGCCUACAACAGCCGGGAAUGGUGGCAUUUGUCGGAAGGAGAACCUAUGGAGCAUCAGUACGGCAUGCUUCAGCAGAUGUGGGGGUAUGGAUUCAAUUACCCUUCAACAAAGAAGAAUGAUGGUGACGCAGAGAUGUCUUAGGACGGAUCACGAGCGGUGAUGUUGGAGCAUUGUGUAUCGAUCUUGUUUCGAUCUGUCCGGCUGCAUAGAUUGGUCAUGUAGAUAGGGGCUUGACUUUCCUUUGUUUAUUGGGUUUAAUCACAAAGUACAUAUGUCACUC